AUGGCUGAGCUAGAUCAACAUCUUCCCACUACAUCGACCUUCCAUCGACCCACCAUGGAGGAGGCCGUUGUGAAAAUGAAGAGGAUUCAACGCUUCACGAGACAAUUCUCAAUUUUUGUUCAUUGUGAAGAUGAGAAUGGCAAGAAAAUACUCUCGUCCAAGACUGAGAAACCAGCAGCACCAAAAAAAGAUGAGAACAAUGAAGACCGUCUGUUCAAGUACCCGGGAGACUUGCGAGCAGUGAAACGCAAAAGAAACCCAACUACUCCAUCUGUCAAGAAUGUCAGUAUCGGGGCCAAACGAAAAAUGAUGGAGCAUCAAAAAUCAAUCCGUGAGGCAGACUCAGAGGGACCACCAGAGAUCGCAAAAGAAGAUAACGAUAAAGAAAAAGAAGAAGAAGAGAAAUAA
Messenger RNA from Caenorhabditis remanei, 408 nucleotides. RefSeq lists its product as uncharacterized. The coding region runs from base 1 to 408 and encodes 135 amino acids. The transcript is spliced from 3 exons. The record is from RefSeq and is a predicted model, not a curated record. NCBI's taxonomy places the organism in Eukaryota, Metazoa, Nematoda, Chromadorea, Rhabditida, Rhabditidae.